AUGGCUGCAGAGCGAAAGUUUGUGAAUCUAAGGAAGCGGUUGGAUCAGCUGGGCUAUCGGCAACCUCUGGGAGUGGAGAGUUUACCUUUGGUGGAAAAGCUGUUUAGUGAUCUUGUUCACACAACUGAAAGUUUACGGAGAACAACGUUAUCUGCUGGAAAAAUUGAAAAAGAAUUCAGCAACUUUGAUGCUGUCCUGGAACCUUAUCAAGAAGAAAAUGCUAGGCUUACCCGUGAAAAUAAUGAAUUACACUUAGAGAUUCUGAAACUGAAAGAACAAUCAGAGCAUCAGAUCAAAGAUUUGAAAGCUGCAAUGAGGAAAGUUGAACAUGAGACUGCAGACAUGAAAUUUCUGAAUAGCCAGUAUAUACAUAAAGUUAGAUCACUAGAGAAAGAGAACAAAGCUAAGACUGAAAAAAUCCAGCAUCUCCAAGAAAAGAAUCUGCAAGCAGUGGUCCAGACCGCAGGCGGCAGGAAAAGAAAUAUUCCAUUCAGGCGUCAGCGUAUGCAAAUAGAUCAGCCAGUCCCACCCUCAGGAGUUGAUGCCUAUCCAGUUCCUCAGCCAGAUGACCCAUAUAUUGCAGAUCUUCUUCAAGUGGCUGAUAACAGAAUUCAUGAGCUGCAGCUGGAAGUGGAGAGCUAUCAGGAAAAAUUAGAGAUAGCUGAACGUGAAAUGAAAAAUUACAGCAAACAGGUUGAAUUACGAGACGCAGAAAUUGAGCGUUUAGUGUUAGCUCUGGAUGGUGGUCGCUCUCAUGAUGUGAUAUCUCUAGAGGCCAGAAACAGAAGUAAUGAAAAAAUUAUUGCUCAUUUAAAUUUACAGGUUGAAUUUUUGCAGCAAGCAAACAAGGAGCUUGAAAUGCGCAUACACGAUCUUUUGGACAGUAGGAAAAACGUGACCAGCGAGGUGGCUAAUUUAAGUAAUAAAAACGAAGAACUGUGCCAGGAAUUGAGUGAAAUAGAUCAUUUUGCACAGCAGCUGGAAAGACACAAAGAAAUUGUUCUGGAAACAGCAGAUAAAGAAAUUGGAGAGGCAAAGGAAGAAAUUAAAAAAAGGGAUGAUGAAAUCCAGGAGUGUGAAGAAACUAUAGCCAGACUUAAAUCGGAGCUGUUUUCAUCUCGUAGGGAAAAAGACAAACUAACAGAAGAACUCUUUAGGAGAACAGACGAAAAGCAAACUCUUGAGUUUGUCUUAAAUCAGGUUCAGCAAGACAACUCCAAGCUAGCCAAAAAAGUUGAAACCUUUGAAAUUAUAGAACGGGAACUUGUUAUAGAAACAGAGAGAAUGAGACUAGAAGGUGGCAUUGCACUUGGAGACAAGUCGCCUUCUCGUAUAGAUGCAUUCGUAAAGACUAUAGAAGAGGACAGAGACUACUAUAAGCGAGAACUGGAGUAUCUUCAAAAGAUUGUUAAACGAAGAUUAAGCCCAUUGCAAAAGUCUCCAGAAAAGAGUGAUGAUCUUAGGUUGGUUACCAGAGAGAGAGAUGAGCUGCAAGCUAUGCUAGAUAACUUUGAAAAGCACAUGAUACAGAUUCAGUCCAAAGUCAAACUGCUAACUUUGGAAAGAGACAAACUAAAGAAUCAAUAUGAACAGUCUCAGGAUGAGUUGAACCGUCUAAGAAGAGAAGCAAAAAGUUGUCUUUGGGUCCAAAGUCACGUGGAAGAGGAGAGAAACAUUGCACUGUCUGAUUUCAGAAAAGUGGUGGCAGAGAAGGAAGGGCUAAGAGAGAAAUUAAAGAUCAUACAGGAAGAUGCUGCUCUAGAAAAAUCAAAGUUGGAGGAGGAAAUAGCAGAGAUGGAAAACACUAUUCAUAGACUGGAAACUGAACAGCUUGAUCAAAUUACUACAAUUUCGUUACUGAAAGACAAAAUAACCUGCUUAGAAGAUGAAUUAAAUGCUAAGUCUCAUCAGCUCUCCCAGUCAAGUGAAGAUACUUCACAAUUUAAGAGAGAGUUAAGUUCCCUUCAGCUCCUAAAUGAACAGAUUAAAAAUUCCAUGGAUGAAAUGCAGCAUCGAUUCUGUAUUAAAGAUGAUGAACUUCAUUCAGCUCAAGAAGAAAUUUUGAUGCUAGAGGACACAAUCAUUAAAUUAAAUAAUAAGAACACUGCCCAGGAUGAGACCAUAAGUGUGCUCAGAAGCACCAUUAAUAUCUUGGAUAAGGAGAAGGACAACCUUCAGGAAAGCGUUGAUGAAAAAACAGAGAGACUUGCUUGUUUAGACGACAAUCUAGCCAACAAGGAAAAAACUAUCCUUCAUUUACGUCAGACACUCAGUCAGUUGGAGUCCUCCUUAGACCAGUUAAAGGAUGCCCUGAGUGGCAAAGACCGUGAAGUAGCCAGUCUCCGUCGUCAACUUGAUGCGGCACAUUCUGAGCUCAGCGAAACCGGAAGAGUGAAAGAAAUGGCUCUGAAGGAAAACAGAAGGUUACAGGAUGAUCUAGCUAUCAUGAGCCGAGAAAACCAGGCAAUCUCAAAUGAACUGGAAGCAGCUUUACGUGAAAAAGAAGAAUUGAAAAUCAGAGUUCAUAAUUACAUAACGGAAGUAUCCAGAUUUGAAAGCUUAAUGGCUUCAAAGGAAAGAGAAAACCGGGAUUUGCUGGAAAAAUUCCAGAUGCUCCAUAGCCAAGCUGAAGACUGGGAAGCAAAGGCUCAUCAAGCGGAGGGGGACAGCAGCUCAGUCCGCCUGGAACUUCUCUCUGUUGACACUGAGCGAAGACACCUUAGAGAAAGAAUAGAAUUACUGGAAAAAGAAAUUCAGGAGCACAUCUUUGCUCACCAAGCAUAUGAAUCACAGAUCUCUUCAAUGGCGAAAAAUAUGGCCAAACUUGAAGAGAGUCUCAAAAAUGAAAAAGAAGGCAAGGCCGCAGCAGCAGCUGAUGUGGUUUCUGUUAGAGAUCUUUGUGUUAAAAUGGAGUCCAGCAAAGAACAUCUUUCUCGUCAGUUAGCAGUCAAAAGUCUGGAUUUUGAGAGGGUUCAGACAGAAUUGGAAGAUGCAAGAGCGGAAGCAGAGCUGUUAAAAAAGCAGUUGUCCAGUGAGCGAAUAACAAUACAAAACCUGGAAACACUCUUGGCGACUAACAGAGACAAAGAAUUUCAGAAUAAUCUGGUCGCUCAUGAGAAAGAGUCGGAAAUACAGCUACUCAAAGACAAGCUAACACUCUCGGACAGCAAACUAACAAGUCUUAAUAGAGAAACUUCUCUACUCCAAAAUAAACUUGCACAGCUGCAGACUGAUUAUGAUAUUCAAAAACGGCAGCUGACAACAGAACGAUUUGAACGGGAACGUUCCAUUCAAGAGAUGCGGCGGUAUGGCCUCAGUGUCUCUUCUGCAACUGUCGUAUCCCCACAUAGUUCGACCCUGAGAUCUCCUUCACACUCUCCAGAGAGGGCGCUUUCAGGAGCAGUAGAUCGAACCGAAAAAAAUGUGGGUUUCAAGAAAUAAUCAGUGAUUUUAAACAAGAACAAACAUGUUUGGAUUCUUUCAGUUGUCAACGAUUAUUUGAAUCAUACCUCUAAAAUGUUGUUCAAUCAACAGCUUGUGAAAUCUGAGCGUUUAAUGUGCCAUGAACUUUGCAGUACACUCAUCCAUUCAGCUAGAAUAUUUGUUCUAGACAAAACUUGAACUGAAGUAACGGCAUUGU
Gekko japonicus is the source of this 3640-nucleotide messenger RNA. It is a transcript of the gene CEP135, whose product is annotated as centrosomal protein 135kDa. The transcript has 25 exons. Bases 1 to 3441 code for a protein of 1146 amino acids. The record is from RefSeq and is a predicted model, not a curated record. Lineage: Eukaryota; Metazoa; Chordata; Lepidosauria; Squamata; Gekkonidae.